Messenger RNA from Sander lucioperca (pikeperch), 7033 nucleotides. RefSeq names its product copine VII (gene cpne7). Gene Ontology annotation, biological process: cellular response to calcium ion. Bases 1054 to 2745 code for a protein of 563 amino acids. Gene Ontology annotation, cellular component: plasma membrane. Lineage: Eukaryota; Metazoa; Chordata; Actinopteri; Perciformes; Percidae. The record is from RefSeq and is a predicted model, not a curated record. Gene Ontology annotation, molecular function: calcium-dependent phospholipid binding. The transcript has 16 exons.
GUACGAACCUUAUCCUUGACUGGGUUUGCAAGGAUUACAGAUUUGUAGCGGAAUUGAUGUUUUGUGAUGAAUUAUUAAGAAACCAUAUAGGAGCGUUUACUGUAUCGCCUUCAUUGUUAAGUUGUUGAAUUGAAUCGGUAACCGACGUGUUGCUUUACCAAGCGUUGUUUUUUUUUACAUUACAACUUUUGCUUGGCUCGUUUUUAUAGCUUCUGAAUCUGAUUGUAUUCCGAGUUUUAUUGAGUUAAGUUUGAGAUUGAUGUUUGGGGUAACAUCUGGUUUCCAGACUCACAGCUGGCAAAAAGAAGAAAACACGGGCGCUGUCCCUGGUGCUGAAAGCCAAUGGUACACUUGUUCGUUUAAGAACGUGACACUUACAGUGAAGGAUGCUGGUAGCGAAAUUCAACCCCCACCCUCAUACUUUCUUCCCCUUUACAGUUAAGCAUAGUCAGACACCCGUUGCUCAAGGACACUUCAGCAGGGCGGAUGUUUGCCACAUUGGAGUUUAAACAAAUCAAAGUAAUUUUUUUUAGUUGUAUGGUUAUCCUCUGGGCAACAAAGCCACUCAGCCAUGUGUCUGCUGGAUUCCUGAUUUUAUCUACCACUUUACUUUUACGUGUAUUCAUUAUUGAAUAAUACCACUUUUGUUCUGCUAAAAUAGUUUGCUAUCUAUGCUGUCAUGUUUAGAAUAGGAUACAAAUAGAGGUAUGCAGAAAAUGGCAAUAUCAAGUCUAUGUUUUUGUAUGUAUCUUUGUGGAUAGGAUAGAGUGACACCCUCCUUAUUUUUCACACUGGAAUUAAGAGCAUUUAAAAAGAGGAAGCCCCAGAUUUGACCAUCCUAAAUUAAUCUUACUAUUUGAUCUGAUCUAGGCUCCUGAAAGCACCACCUUCAUGUCCUGUCUCUCGUCAGUGCUGAGUCAAAAAAGCCUGUCUCCCGUGAGUGUGCCACGUCUUUACUGAGAUCCCUCGACCCACCACUACAUUUUCCCAUCCCACGGAGCUACCACAUCGUACUGCUUCGCUGGUUGGCAGCUCCUCUUGCCCUGAGCCAGGAUGAAUGAUGUUCAGGAGGCCACCUCCCCUGCGACCAGCCUCAGCGGUCCAGCUACCUGCGUCUGCAAAGUAGAGCUGCGUGUGUCUUGCAAAGCCCUGCUGGACCGAGACACGCUGAAUAAGUCAGACCCAUGUGUCAUACUCAUGGUCCAGACCAAUGGACAGUGGACAGAGCUGGACAGGACAGAAGUGAUCAAGAGCAACUUGCACCCGGUCUUUGCCAAGGUGUUUUCACUGGACUACUACUUUGAGGAGGUUCAGAAGCUGCGAUUAGAAGUCUAUGACAUCCACGGCACUCACAGCAUCGGGACCCGCGAUGAUGACUUUCUUGGUGGGGUGGAGUGCACUCUUGGCCAGAUUGUGGCCCAAAAGAAGAUGUUGAAGCCUUUGUUACUGAAGUAUGGGAAAUAUGCCGGCAAAUCCACCAUCACGGUGCACGCUGAGGAAAUUUCUGGCAACAACGGGUAUGUGGAGCUCUCCUUCUGUGCCAAGAAGCUUGAUGAUAAGGAUCUCUUCAGCAAGUCGGACCCAUUUUUGGAAAUAUACCGAAUCAAUGACGAUGAAACUGAACAGCUUGUGCACAGAACUGAGGUGAUUAAAAACAACCUGAAUCCUGUGUGGGAGCCCUUUAAAGUGUCUCUCAUAUCGCUGUGCAGCUGUGAUGAGGAGCGGAAGCUCAAGUGCCUAGUGUGGGAUUAUGACUCCAGGGGGAAACACGACUUCAUUGGCGAGUUCUAUGCCACUUUCAGGGAAAUGCAGAAAAUUGCCAGUGGAAAUAAGGUGACGUGGGAUUGUGUGAAUCCCAAGUACAAACAGAAGAAAAGGAACUAUAAAAAUUCAGGAGUUGUCAUCCUCAGUGACCUUAAGCUACACAGAGUGUACUCCUUCUUAGAUUACAUCAUGGGAGGAUGCCAGAUUCACUUUACGGUUGCCAUUGACUUCACAGCCUCCAAUGGAGACCCAAGGAACAGCUGCUCUUUGCACUACAUCAACCCUUACCAGCCCAACGAGUACCUGAAGGCUCUGAUAGCAGUGGGGGAGAUCUGUCAAGACUAUGAUAGUGACAAAAGAUUUUCAGCUUUGGGCUUUGGUGCCAGAAUUCCUCCAAAUUAUGAGGUGUCUCAUGACUUUGCCAUCAAUUUCAACCCAGAGGAUGAUGAAUGUGAAGAGAUCCAAGGAGUGGUUGAGGCGUACCAGAACUGCCUUCCUAAGAUCCAAUUGUAUGGCCCAACCAAUGUUUCUCCCAUCAUUAACAGGAUAGCCAAGCUGGCAGCAGGCGACGGCAUCAUUAAAGAUGCUUCUCGAUACCACAUCCUGCUCAUCCUCACAGAUGGUGUAGUGACAGACAUGGCAGACACGCGCGAAGCUAUUGUACGAGCGUCCUACCAGCCUCUCUCCAUAAUCAUUGUUGGUGUGGGCAAUGCAGACUUCACAGACAUGCAGAUUUUGGAUGGAGAUGACGGAGUCCUACGCUCACCGAAGGGCGAGCCAGUCCUCAGGGACAUUGUGCAGUUCGUGCCCUUCAGAGACUUCAAAACGGCUUCACCUGCAGCACUGGCCAAAUGUGUUCUGGCAGAGGUGCCCAAGCAAGUAGUAGAGUACUACAGCCAUAAGGCCAUCUGCCCUAUGAGUCCUAUGAGGGACUUACUGACCCCCAUCCUCAGCCCUGUCGCCACCACCCCAACAGAAUAAUCACCCAUCUUGCUCUUGGGACCAAGCUUUGACCACAGCACCAGUUCAGCAGACUAAGAGGGAGAAAGAACGCGUGCCUCGCGAUUUCGGACUGAAUGACUGAAGAGAAUAUCUUUCUAGAUGUGUUGUUACUCAUUUAUUUCAUUCUUCACACCUAUCAAAGUGUUUACACAAGGACAGUACGACAGACUGUGAGUUACUUUUUUCUGCUCAGUGGAUCCAGCGCUUCUCCCUGGCUGUGCAAAUCAUGAUUAUCCAGCUGUUUAAGCAUCAUGAGUCCUGGGGGAUUGUGUUAUUUUUUUCCCCCCUAAUUUUUAUGCAUGCAGGCCAAUCCCUCAUUGCUGAUCCAUCGAUCAGAUAAAGGCUUAUUAUUCCUCACUGCCCAUGAAAUUCAGCAGCUCAACUAUGUCUAUUAUGUUACUGUUUUCCUUAUCUCUUAUCUUUAGAUCAUUUUGAAGAUGUACUGUGCAGUACCAUAUGUCACAAUCAAAAUUAGAUUGCUCAACCUGAAAAUACUGACAAUACUUAAUCCAGAUGUUAUAGAUGAAUCACAGGAAGUAUAAAGAAGGGAUGCUGCAUUCAGCCCUAAUAUUACAUUGACCUUGCCUCAUGUACCUAAGUCUGUCUGUCUGCAGAUCACUAUUUCAAAUCAACCUACCAUGAACUGACAUAGGAACGGACUAGUGGCAAAUCAUCAAUUAGCUAUAAUCUAUUGCUAAAAUUAAAAGCGCUGUUCCAAAGUGCACCAGCCAUUCUCAACAAACCAAAAAAUGUCCUGUCUGCAACAGCAUGAACCAUGAAUGACACCUCCCCUACCUAGCAAAUACAAAAGCAAGCAGUGCUUACUGUGUUUGGCAGUUAGCAGGUGAAGGUUGCUAAAUUAGUGUUUUGUGUAAAAUAAUUAGCUUAUCCCUAAGUAUUUUGGCCUUCUUAAAAACCAGGUGAGAAAACAGAAGCAGUGAAAAAUCUUUGUUUAGUUCUAAAGUGUCACCCCUUCAGACCUGUUUAGCUUGUACAUCUGUGAAACUGCAGGUGACAUAACUUUAGCAAUGUGUGAUAUUUGCUUUAGCUUGGGCUCUUUGUAUGCUUCUUUCAGUUACAACAGUGAGCUAAUAAGUCACAGCAAGACAGAAAAUACAGUCAGCUCAUCAGUUGACAAGUUGACGUAUGUGUUUGGGUUUCUGUGCAGCAACAAAAGUUGCAAAGAGCAAAGCCCAAAUAACAUUUUUCUCCAUGAAAAGAUGAGCGAUCACACACUAUUUUUAUUCUUUUGUCAGGUGGCUAUGGUAUAAACUGUGAAAAUCAUGCUUAAUGUAAGGCGAAUACUUUCCUUUUGAAUUGUUCGUUAUUGUUGUCAUUCCUAAACCAGCCGUCAUGCAUUCUUCACGUUUCUGCAGUGUGUUUAAUUAUUUUUUCUGCUGCUUUUUAUAUGCAAUACAGUAGUUCUACUGCUGAGCGCACAGUUAGAUCCAACGAAAACACAGAGCCGAUCACAGUGAGUGCUGUAAAAACACACAGUCAUGUUCAUAUAAACCAGCUCUGGAAUGUGUUAUAUCAGUUACAUUUACAUCUGAAUAUUACAAAUCUGAAAAAGGUAUCAUUAUUACCAGAUUUCUGAUUCCAGAAGUUCUUACCAUAAAAUUAGUAUUAAAGGUUUGCUCAUCAUUGCACAUGUGCAUCUCCAGAACAAACUGUUUUGUGAGUCUAUUCUUUUUUAUAUUAUCUAUUGUUAAUUUUAUUCUAUUGAGCUUUACCAUACUUAUCAUAUUCAAAAAGAUAAAACCUUCACUUACCUUGCCGGGGCUGUGUCAGAUUUUUGUCAUAGUGUUUAGAGUGCAGACUGUAACAAGUGAGCUGUGUCAUGUUUUGGCCUCAGUAUUUCCCAAAGGAACAUAUUAAUGCUGCAUCAGUUUCAGUAGCAUUACAGCUGAAACUGACUGACGUGUUCCUAUUGUGCUGUAAAUACCAUUUGGAAUAUCAGCAUCUAAACAAACAAGAAAGGAGAGAUGCUGUGUUCAAGUCACAUGUUACAUUACAUUACAUUUUCAAGGAGUAGUGAAAAAGUCAACUGAACAAGAAAGUAAAAGAUUUGAAAAUACUUUUUCAUUACUUAUGCAAGGAACCUUGACAUGUUUCCUUAGCUUUAUGAAGCAAAUUUGCCAAAAUACAGAUGAUUUUACCUCAAAAGUACUCUGUGACUGGACAAUUUAUUUAUCAAGCAUCAUUAAGAGCAUAAAUGAAGAAAAAAACAUUUUUGAGGUUUGAAUUAAAUAUAAAUCCCACAAAGUCUCUCUCAGAGCUAAAGAAAUUCUUUUCUGUAGUGGAUCAUUUUCUUGCCCUUCCCUUGGUUUUGGAUUGUGUUAAAGAAGUACAAUGUGGACCGUUUAGAUCCAAAGAAAGUGUAUGUCCCCUAAAAGUAGAACAUUUUGUGAAUAAAGCAAAAUAAUUGUUUCUCAUAAUAAAAGCCUGACUGAAAAGCAUCAGCGUAGUUCACCAUACAGUAAAAACCCUGAUACUGUUUUGUUUGGCCUGACAGUUGAUUGCUGCCUCUUCUAGUAAUGACUCUAUAGUUGGUAUAUUUGCUUAUUCUUUUUACAUUUAUCUUAUAUGGUGUAUCUGUGCUCUGAAUGACUCUGAAUGGUGACUAAUUCACUUAGCCUAAAGCCAUUUAAUGCACUGGAAGAAUAUCCAGUCCUUACAGCUACUUUAACAUACACAUAUCCAGCCACAUGCAUUAAUCUGACUUUGAUUUGUCCUCAAGAGCUUCACCAGCCCUCCCCAGAUACAGACUAUUGGCUUCUCAUGAAUGCACCUAAAGACAGCUGUAGCUCUGUUGUUGGCUGCUCUCUGAAAUCCUUUGAAGAUCACAACAACUGAGGAUUCUUCUGUCACUGUGGAUCACAGGAUGAGGCCGAUUGAUUUAGCAGGUCGAGAUAUGGAGCCAUACUCAGUAUCUUGAAUGCAAAUGAUGCUGGAGGACUUUCUUAGUCUCACGACUGAAGUUAUAAGUGGCCUUAUAGGUCUCUUGGUUCACAAAAGAUUUACAAAACAAAAAACAUGACCAAAAAGUUGCCAUUCUUAAAUGGUAAUGUGAUUACCAUCAUAACAAAAACUAAAGCAUAUAUCUAUGACACCAGCUUUGUGCUUUCCCACAAACCUUUAGUGGCUACCUAUUCUGACUAAAUAAGGCAGGAGGUGCAGAUAUCAGCCAAUAUUACUGUUCCUUAAGGGCAAACCGGCUCACAUAUUAAUAUCUAAAAGGCAUCAGCACUUCUUUUUUCCCUAUUACCUGUAACACCUUAUUGCUACUUUGCCUCAGGUUAUGAGCUGCACCAGCUCAAAUGGUUCAUUACCCUGUACUCUUAACAUUUUUAUGAGAUGGGAUUUAACAAUUGACCUCAGAAUAUACACAAUCUUUUUCCUUUAUCUAAGUAUUUUUUUUAAUUGUUUUCAUUAGUUUUGGUUAUCAAAUAAGUAAUUAAAAAAAUGCCAAAAUACGUGUUUUCUUGGUUAAAACAUUGAUAGAAUGAGCCAUGCAUACUGUAUGUGUCAUGCUCUUCUGGGGUUACCUGAAUUACGAAAUGUAUUAGAUGUUUAAUGGUAAUAGAUGUUAAACAGUGAUGUAUGGGUCUUUUUUUUUUUAAUUCUUUAUCUUUUUCAUUCAGUGACAAGUUUCAUUGCAAUUAAUCAUGUAUGAAGUAUUACAAUAAUAUCAUUGUGUGCCUGUAGCUAGCUGAACCCUACCUAGAUUCAUGUUUUAAUGAGAAACCAUCAUUUGUGCCACAGUGGUGCAACAACAGUGAGCUGAAUCACUGGAGACAAUAGUUAAUGUGGCCAUCUUGCACUGCGGAUAAAAAAAAAAACUGGGAAGAAUUUACUGCUUAUUUCCCCUUAUCUAUACUGGCACCAUUGUCUGAUAAAAUUAACAAGUCAUAGGUUUUACACCACACUGAUUAAACUGAAAUUUUCAUAGACAAUCUCUCUCUCUUUCACCCAUCCACUGCUAAUCAGGACAAGGUUUACAGCCCAUAACCCUAAUAUGCAACUAGUGUAACUGCAGGCCGUGUCGGUGAGAAGCAACCCAUGCAUCAUUAGUGAAAUAAUUGAUUUAUUAAAAAGGAAGAAAGGGAUUUAUUGCAUGCUUACUUUUAUUGCUGUGCUGUGCAGUCAUUCCUUUGGGUCUUAUGAUAUGCUAAUAUGCAAGGCUGCAUUUGCACAAAUCUCUGUUCUUGUAGUUUAGGCUCUCUGUCUUGCAGUUAGGUAAAUAAAUCACAUAAUUUAACUGAAA